Molecule: messenger RNA, 2076 nt
Organism: Ziziphus jujuba (common jujube)
Lineage: Eukaryota; Viridiplantae; Streptophyta; Magnoliopsida; Rosales; Rhamnaceae
Product: probable leucine-rich repeat receptor-like protein kinase At1g35710
Exons: 6
Coding region: 1-2076 (691 amino acids)
Biological process (GO): protein phosphorylation
Molecular function (GO): ATP binding; protein kinase activity; protein binding
Source: RefSeq, a predicted model, not a curated record
AUGACACGACUCAGUCUUCCCAGAUCUGGUUUGAGUGGUACGCUUCAAAAUCUCAGUUUCUCAUCCUUUACCAACCUCAUUACCAUCGAUUUAGUAGAAAAUGACCUUCACGGAGAGAUUCCCUUUAGCCUUUAUAACCUUUCCAAAUUGGUUCAUCUUCACUUGGCAUUCAAUCAUUUUUCUGGAGUUGUCUCUCCAGCACUUGCAAAUCUUUCCAGACUCUCUUUUCGCAGCUUAAUUUUUAGUGAACUCUCUAGCUUCAUUCCUCAUGAAAUAGGAAAGUUGAAAUCUUUGACAGUGCUUGCUUUACACACUAACAAGUUCACAUGUCUCAUUCCUACUUCUAUAGGAAACUUGACCAAUUUAAUUCAACUUUUCCUUCAUGAUAAUCAUCUUUCUGGACCAAUUCCGACAGAAAUCGUAAACUUGAGAAAGUUGACCAAUCUUGAGCUUUCAUUCAACAAACUUUCUGAAAAUAUUCCUAGAGAAAUUGGACAAUUGACAAACGUAGCAUAUUUGGUCCUCAGUGACAACAAUCUCUCUGGUGCAAUUCCUGCUUUCCUAGGAAAUUUGACCAAUUUAAUUCGCCUUUAUCUUUCUCAUAAUUAUCUUUCUGGAAAUAUUCCCCCAGAAAUUGGAAACUUGGGAAAGUUACUUGAUCUUGUUGAAUUGUCUUAUAAUAAUUUUACUGGCCAAUUGCCGCAACAAAUAUGUGGUAAUGGAUUACUUGAGAAUUUUGCCAUCAUCGGUAACCAUUUUAGAGUUAGGCUUGAGGGAAACCAACUGACAGGGAAUUUAAUAGAAGCUUUUGGAAAGAUUCCAGAGGAAUUUCAAAACUUAAAGUUAUUGCUCAAACUUAUACUAAGUGGCAAUCAAUUAUAUGGUGAGAUUCCUUCUAGUAUUGGAAUGCUAGUUGAUCUAAAGCAAUUACACCUUGCAGCGAACAAUCUAAGUGGCCCAGUUCCCAAAGAGGUUAGAGAGUGCUUAAAGUUAUGGCAAUUGAAUUUGGAAAACAACAAGCUUGAAGGAAGUGUUCCUUUUGAGAUAGCUACCAUGAACUCUCUUCAAAUCGUAGAUUUGAGUUCAAAUUUUCUAACCGGAGAGAUACCCUCACAGCUCGGACAAAUGAAACGUUUAGAAACUUUGAAUCUCUCUCACAAUUAUCUUUCUGGUUACAUUCCAUCCUCUUUUAAUGAAAUGUCAAGUUUGAUGUUAGUUGAUAUGUCUUACAACCAGUUGGAGGGUCCUAUUCCUGAUUCCAAAGCUUUUCGUGAAGCUCCGUGUAACAGUCCACCUUUUCCUUAUGUCCAUAUUUUUGGAUUCUUAAACAUUCUUCGCCGAAGAGUGAAAAAUACAGAAAAUCUACAUGAUCCUGAAACACAAAACAAGAAUCUGUUUGCAAUAUGGAGUUAUGAUGGGAAGUUGGUGUAUGAGAACAUCAUCCCAGCAACAGAGGAAUUCAAUUCCAAAUACUGCAUCGGAGAGGGAGGAUAUGGGAGUGUUUACAAGGUUGAGUUAAGCUCAGGUCAAGUUGUUGCUGUGAAGAAGCUUCACACAAGUGUCGAUGGUGGGAUGUCUCAUGUCAAAGCUUUUACAAGUGAGAUUCGUACAUUAAUAGAAAUAAGACAUCGAAACAUUGUAAAGCUAUAUGGGUUUUGUUCACAUCCACAGCACUCACUUUUGGUAUAUGAGUACUUGGAAGGAGGAAGCCUUGGAGAUGUAUUGAGAAAUGAGGAAAAAGCAAGAGCCUUUGAAUGGAGCAAAAGGCUAGGAUUGUUAAAACUGAGUCAUCCAAUUGGACUUGAUUUGCAGGAACUUUUGAAUAUACCGCUCCAGUUAUGGAGUGGUAACCGUGGAAAUACUUUUGGGGAGCAUCCAGGAGAUCUGUUGUCAUCAAUAUCAUCAACGUUAUCAUCAACAUCAUAUGCGUUAGGCCAUGAUGAAGUGCCACUGAAAGAUAUUUUGGACCAACGAAUCUCAGCUCCAACAGCUGUUGACGACGCUGCAGGAGAAGUGGUUUGCCUUGCCAUGGUUGGACUUGCAUUCAUAUCAACUCAAAGUCAAAGGCUGUUCUAG